AUGCGCCUCCGCGAUCUGAUCCGACAGGUGCGCGGCGCGAGGACGGCCGCCGAUGAGCGAGCCGUGGUCGACAGGGAGAGCGCCAAUAUUCGCGAAAGCUUCAGAGACGAUGAAUCGCCGUGGAAAUGCCGAAAUAUCGCCAAGCUGCUCUACAUCCACAUGCUCGGCUAUCCGGCCCAUUUUGGACAGAUGGAAUGCAUGAAGCUGGUGGCGCAGCCUCGAUUCACCGACAAACGCAUCGGAUAUCUGGGGGCAAUGCUGUUGCUGGAUGAGAGGGCCGAAGUCCAUCUCCUCGUCACCAAUUCCCUCAAAAACGACCUGAACUCUCAGACGCAAUUCGUGACGGGUCUCGCCCUCUGCACCCUCGGCUCGAUCUGCUCGGCGGAAAUGUGCCGAGAUUUGGCGAGUGAGGUGGAGCGCCUCGUCCGCAGCAGCAACACGUACAUCAAGAAGAAGGCCGCCCUCUGCGCAUUUCGCAUCGUCAGGAAGGUGCCCGAGCUGAUGGAGGUGUUCAUCACGUGUACUCGAUCGUUGUUGGGUGAGAAGAACCAUGGGGUGUUGAUGGGUGCCACGACUCUUGUGACGGAGAUGUGCGAACGGAGCCCCGAUGUCCUCGAUCACUUCAAGAGGGUCAGCAGCUACAAAUGUACAACAAUGAAUCUGCUGAUGAGCGGCUACAGCCCGGAGCACGACGUGACGGGGAUCAGUGACCCGUUCCUCCAAGUGAAACUGUUGCGUCUGUUGCGUGUCCUCGGCAAAGAUGAUCCCCGGGCCACCGAGGAGAUGAACGACAUUCUCGCACAGGUGGCGACGAACACGGAGACGGCAAAGAAUGUGGGCAACGCCAUUCUGUACGAGACGGUGCUCACAAUUAUGGAGAUCAAGAGCGAGCCGGGUCUCCGCGUGUUGGCUGUGAAUAUUCUCGGACGAUUCCUAUCCGCUAUGUCGCCCUCAAUACGCUGCUCAAGACCGUCUCUGUCGACUAUCAGAGUACAGCGUCACCGGACGACGGUUGUGGAUUGCCUGAAAGACCCGGAUGUCUCGAUUCGAAAACGUGCAAUGGAGCUGUGUUUUGCCCUGAUCAACCGUUCCAAUAUCACCCAAAUGACCACCGAAGUCCUCAGUUUCCUCGACACCGCCGACCCUGAAUUCAAGGCGGAAUGCGCGUCGAAAAUGUACGUGGCCACCGAGCGGUUCUCCCCCUCAAAGGAAUGGCAUUUUCGAUACGAUGGUUCGAGCUCUCGAGCUCGUAUGUUUUGCAGACUGCUCGGCAGAAGCACGCGUACACCAUCAAAUUUCGUCUCGGUAGAAACGAUGGAUGAUCAAAUGAUGCGAGAUGAUGAGGAGGCUUUCGUCUGGGACGUCGCCAAUAUCACCGCCGUCUACAACGAGCUGAUGGUGUCAAAAUGCUGGGUUCGCGCGGGCACGAUGCUCAAGUAUUUUCGAGAUUUCGACGGCGCGAUCGUGGACAAGAGCGUGCUAGACGCUGCUGAAAUCUUACUACUGCAAUGCCUUGCCACGCUCGGACGCGACGUGAUCGGCCUCUUUCACAAGAUUUCAAUGAUGCUCGCCCCGAUGGCACAAAGACCCGAUCUCCACGUCCCGAUUAUGCAGGAGCUUGCGAGUGCGUCGAGCCCAGACAGCCGCGUGAACGUUUGCAAAGUGAUGAGUUUCGCUUGCGAUAUCGGCAACGUCUACCCGGAAAUGGUCGAGUAUAUUCCCUAUCUCAUUCAGAAUCUCGUCGGCAACGAUCUUUCCGCACAGAUCAGGACGAUGCAACGUUUGAACCAAAUGGCCACGCACAAGCGGCUGAAGCUGCAUAGAGGAUACGUCACGGACUCCGAUGCGCCCAACGCCGUCUACGCCAGAUUUCAAGCCGCCAUGCACACAAGAGGCGAUGAGCAGAUCAUUCCCCUGUGCGUCGUUUUUCUCGGAAAAAUUGUUUUUUAUGACCCGAGCCAUCUCGAAAAUUGGAGCGAAUUUGUGAAUUUAUCCGUACAAUAUUUGGUCAAUUUUCGCUCGUCUCUCGGCGAGCAGCGGAGUGACCUCAUAUUCAACCUCUUCGUCGACGUAGCCGGGAGCAAAGAGGGAAAAGUGAUGCUCGAACAGCGGGCCGGCGUUCUAUGUUGCCAGCGAUUCAUUGAGCACUUCGUCAACUGCAUCAACAACGUGCGCCAUAAACAGCGUGCGGGCUUUCUAGGCCGAUUCGCGGCAAUUUUUUCCAACCACCCUCAUCACGCCGAGGAAGCCGCAAAGCCCUGGUUCCAAUGGUUGGGAAUUUCUUUUCCCCAGCACGUAUUUGAUUUUGUCCGGAACCCAUCCUUUGAGAUGAAACAUGCCGGUUUCACAGCCCUCGGCGCCAUCAUCCGCUUUGAGUUUGGCCUGGUGGCCAUGUUUUCAUUGGAAAAUUUUUACGAAUGGCUCUGCGGCGCGACGGAGACUAUCUACUCAAUGACUGAAAAGAAGGACGAAAUCAUCGAUCACGUCAUCGGAUCAAAAUCAUCGAUCAUCACGUGGGAGAUGCGACAUAAGCUGCGAUCCCGUGCCACGAAUCCC
This is a messenger RNA of Mesorhabditis spiculigera, 2556 nucleotides long. The record is from the annotation of a GenBank genome assembly. NCBI's taxonomy places the organism in Eukaryota, Metazoa, Nematoda, Chromadorea, Rhabditida, Rhabditidae.